Molecule: messenger RNA, 2808 nt
Organism: Corythoichthys intestinalis (scribbled pipefish)
Lineage: Eukaryota; Metazoa; Chordata; Actinopteri; Syngnathiformes; Syngnathidae
Gene: slc2a15b
Product: solute carrier family 2 member 15b
Exons: 12
Coding region: 14-1555 (513 amino acids)
Biological process (GO): monosaccharide transmembrane transport
Cellular component (GO): plasma membrane
Molecular function (GO): hexose transmembrane transporter activity
Source: RefSeq, a predicted model, not a curated record
UUUUGCGGUCAAAAUGGUGGAGGAACUCUUGGUGGUAAAGGAGGCCAAAAUCAGUAGGAACCUCACGAAGUCCCUGCUGGCAGUUGCUUUUCUGGCUUCGUUCGGCAGCUCCAUGCUCUAUGGAUUUAAUCUUGCUGUGGUCAACUCUCCCGCGCAGUAUAUCAAAGACUUCUACAAUGAAACUCUUCAAGAAAAGUAUGGCUGGAUUCCAGAUGAGCGGUAUAUCACAAUCUUAUACUCCCUUACUGUGUCUAUCUUUGCCAUUGGUGGGAUGCUCGGAGCUCUGUUAGUGGGAAAACUAGUAACCAAGUAUGGGAGGAAGGGGACGCUGGUGAGAUCAACUGUCCUCGUGUUUGUUGGAGGAGGUCUCAUGGGCCUUAGCAGAGCAUGGAGGGAGCCAUCCAUGGUCGUCAUUGGACGCUUCAUUGUUGGAGUACACUCGGGUAUCUCUCUCAGUGUGGUUCCUAUGUACCUUGGUGAGAUUGCCCCCAAGAAUCUACGAGGUUUUCUUGGUCUGAUUCCGAGCAUCCAUAUUUGCCUCGGAGUCUUCAUUGCUCAGGUCCUGGGGCUUAAAGAGCUGAUGGGAAAGGAACAGCACUGGCCUCUGCUCAUGUCCCUGAUAGUAUUUCCAACCCUGGUCCAGCUGAUGCUGUUACCAUGGUUUCCUGAGAGCCCACGUUAUCUGUUGAUAGAAAAGGGCAAUGUUCACGCCACCAUUGCAGCCCUCAAGUGGUUCCGUGCUAAAGGCAACAUCCAGUUGGAGGUGGAGGAGAUGCAAGAGGAACAACGUUCUUUGUCCUCCAUCCAGACUGUAUCCGUAUGUGGACUCCUUAUGGACCACUGUGUUCGCUGGCAAGUCAUCACCAUUGUAGUGGUCAACAUCGGCAUGCAGCUGUCUGGCAUUGAUGCGAUAUGGUUCUACACAAAUGAUAUAUUUAAGAAUGCCGGAAUUCCAGAACCCCAUAUUCAGUAUACCACAGUGGGAACUGGAGCCAUUGAGGUCAUCUCUGGAAUGCUUGGGUGUAUUGCAAUUGAACGUGUAGGUCGGAGACCUCUGAUGAUUGGCGGUUACAUCUUCAUGAGCCUGUGCUGUGCUGGGAUCACCGUGUCUUUCUUCUUGCAGGAGCAUCUGUCCUUCAUGCGCUACCUCAGCGUUGGCUGCGUUGUUGGGAUUAUUGCUGGUUUCUGUAUUGGUCCAGCCGGCGUGCCCUUUCUGAUCACAGCGGAGCUCUUCAAGCAGUCACACCGACCAUCAGCGUACACCUUGGGCGGCUGUCUCAACUGGUUGUCUAACUUCACCAUCGGCUUUGUUUUUCCCUUCCUUGAGCAAGCUACUGGUCCUUACUGUUACCUCAUCUUCUGCGCCAUCUGCCUUGGAGUGGCCAUCUACACCAUCUUCAUCAUUCCUGAAACCAGGAACAAAACCUUCAUGGAGAUCAGUCAGAUGUUUGCCUCCAAGAACAACAUCCUAGAAGAGGAGUUGACAUCCAACGGGCACUUGAAAAUGUCUCUGAUGAACGGUUAUGGGACGCUGGGCCAUCACAAUAUAAAGUAAGAGGUGAAGGAAUAAUGUAUACUGUUAAGACAAAGACACUACUGUAUGGUCUCACCUCAUGUAGAGGUCGUUAUGAGAAACUUGUUUUUAGUGUGAUUUCAAGGUCACAAGACAUGUCUUUCUAAUGAAUUGUCCAAAGCAUCUUAAUCGCUUUCAAAGAUCCAUUUUUUCCAGGAAUUUGUUCCUGAGUCCCAACUUCACAUGUAGGCAAACUUUAGACGACCCUUUACGAAUGUUUAUAUUCUGCGUGUGUAAACACAUCAGAGGGAAAUGACCACUGAAUCAGAAUCACAACGCACUUUGAGUGUUUUGUCCAAACCUUUCUUUUUCUUUUCUUUUACUGCAAAUGUGAUGGUCUCUUUUUACUUAAAGGUAGAUCUUGCCGUUUUCAAACUGCUUGCUAGAUUUAAAUAUUGAAUUGCUUUCCCUCCUCACCCUAUAACAUCCCUGCCCUUGCCUGGUAUACCAGACUCACCGCUGUUCCAGCGAUUGAGUCUGGCGACCGUCCGGCGGAUCAAAUUCCGAGGGCGGAGCAAGCCACAACAAACAGAAAGCGGAGUGGACCAAUCAGCGACGGGCAGACGUGACGUUGUUAAAGCGACAAGUAAUUAGCGUAAGCAGAGAAUGGAGAAGUUUAUUCAACAUGGCGCGAGCCUUGUCAAUGACUUGUGUCGAUGUGGUUUUGGUAAUUUAAAACUGGUUUUACUGCGGAUUGGAACAUAUUCUCGGCUCUCCCGUUCGCCAUCUGUGUUGUUGUAGAGACGACUUUCGGCGCGGAAGACUGACGUUACUCGUUAAGAACACGUCACGCAAAUAAACUAAUCUGAUUGGACGAUUCAUUUUGUACUUGCUCGAGAAGCUGUUAAUGUGCUGGGUCCCAGACUAUUUCUCACAGUGUUUGAAAAAUACAGGGAAAAUAGUCUGGCGGUGCCAGGUAAUCCCUGCCCAUUACAAAGAUGAAUAUGUUAACCCUUGAUUUUAAGUGGAGAGUUGUCCUAUUUCUUAUUUUUAACCUUUGUUGUUAACUGGAGUUUAAUAAUCCGUCUAGUAAUUAUAAUUAACUUCUCUUGCGCAAGGUUGCUGUGUCCCCAUGAGCCUCCGUAAGCACCAAGGUGAGCGUGAGCAAAACAUUGACAAAACUAUUCGGUCUGGCCUCGUGUCUCUAAAGUCGCUGAUUGGCUAGUUCUUGCCAUUUAAUUAAAAAUAAAAUCAGAGGCAAUACAUAGGGUUGUUUUUAAUAAUAAUUUUCUGCU